Molecule: messenger RNA, 1308 nt
Organism: Colletotrichum karsti
Lineage: Eukaryota; Fungi; Ascomycota; Sordariomycetes; Glomerellales; Glomerellaceae
Exons: 1
Coding region: 1-1308 (435 amino acids)
Source: RefSeq, a predicted model, not a curated record
AUGCUGGGUCCUUUAGGAGGCCCAGACCCGAACUCACCGCCUCAGUCCCCUACAUCUGCUUCGUCUCGCCCGAUGCAUCACCGCAAGAAGUACGCCGCCCGUUACUUGCCACCAUAUCACAACAUCAACCGUCCGGUCUUGCUUGAGGAGUCGGGCAUCCAACCUACCGGCAAUGGCCACCAAUUCAGCUUCACUCCUUCCAAUCGCUUCGCCCAGCUGUCACCCCGCACCUCGUCUGAAGAAUCCGACGAUGAGGAGGAAUCCGAAUCCGACUCCGAACCUCCUCAGAAGCAAUUGCCUCAAGCAAGACCGCAUGUCGUAGACGAAGAUGUGGACAGCGACGAUGAAGAAGACAGCGACGACAGCGAGGAAGACAGCGAGGAUGAGGACGAUGAUAUGGACAUGAUGCCACCAUCAGCUCCUUUACCACCCUGCAUUCAGGCAGCAAUGGGGGCACCUAUGCCGCCGUCCAUGCAGCCAUCCAUCCACCCGUCUAUGCAUCCAUCCAUACAUCCACGCAUGGCCGUCGACAGCAGCUCCGAGGAGGACUCAGAUGAUGCAGAAGAAGAGGAGGGAAGGGACGAUGAAGAAGGGGACGAUGAAGACGACGAAGAAUCCGAUUCAGAUUCAGAUUCGUCCGACUCCGACUCCGACCCCGAAAUCCUUCCCCAAACCCAAGAACCCCGGCCGGCUCCUGUGCCCGCCGCGGUUGCCGCGCCAGGCGCAAAAGCAAACUUCACCCUCGAAGAGUUGUCCGACUUUGACCCCAUGGACCAAGACCGCACCGGCACCAUCGCCCCUUCAGGCUUCUCUUCCCCGGCCUCAGCCCGCUCUCGCUCCCGUGCCCCUGCUCCGCCCCCUGAGCUCCCUCAUGGCCUUACCCGCGAUAUGCGUAAUCUGAAUUGCUCAGCCUCCGACUCGGAUUCUUCUUCCGACAUCGACACCACGGACGCCGAUCACAAGGCGUUCUUGCACACGCAACGCGCGCUGCGCUUGCGCAAACGCCUUUCCCACGGGUCGUCCAUUGGCAAGCGCACCAUCUCGGAGCGCAGCGACUCGGACCACGAGGACUGGACGCCGCUCGACCCCGAUGCUGUCGGGUCCAGCGCGAGGAGGCUCAGGCGAAAGGUCGGUGACCCGUCUGUCCGCCGCAGCUUUAUUCAGCUUCACUUUCAGGACCCCCCGCCGGAGCGCAUCGACGAGGUCGAUGAACCCGACAGCGAGGUCGAGGGCGUGUAUUACUGCGACCACGAGACCCUUGCCAAGGAGCUGCCGUACUGGAUGGAGUACGAGUCUCCGAGCCCGUGA